Spirometra erinaceieuropaei is the source of this 807-nucleotide messenger RNA. The record is from the annotation of a GenBank genome assembly. Lineage: Eukaryota; Metazoa; Platyhelminthes; Cestoda; Diphyllobothriidea; Diphyllobothriidae.
AUGGACGACGAGCGACUACCCAAACGACUCUUCUACGGAGACGUCGCGACGGGUUCUCGUCGUCAAGGAGGCCAAAUUCGCCGUUACAAGGAUGCUCUGAAGUCCUCCCUGAAGCGCCUGCAAAUCAACCCGACCAACUGGGAAGAGCUCGCUCGCGAUCGUCCGACAUGGAGGAGAACAGUGAAGACGGGCGCUGCUAUCUAUGAAGCCAACUGAAUCGCCGCCGCCAAAGCGAAACGCGAAGCCCGCAAAUCACAACUUCGCCCAGUCCGCAACGCCGCCGCACAACCUCCCCCUACGUGUCCUCGAUGUAAACGGACAUUCCGGGCUCGAAUCGGACUUGUUGGACAUCUCCGAAACAACUUCACCUCUCGAACUGCUCCAGCCAUCGUCCCCCCGCCCGCCUCUUCCUCGUCCUCUCUUCCGCCAACUAACUCUGACACUCCUUCUGCACCACCACUUCCAUCCUCCUCCUCCUCCUUCUCCUCCACUACCCCAGCGGCGGCCGUUCAGACUGCCGUCUCACACAUCACCAACCCCGACACAAUAACCGCCACCACCCCCACCUCUCCCGAUUCCAGUGAUGAGGAUCAGGACUACACCUGCCCUCACUGCGACCGCACCUUCACCUCUCGCAUCGGCCUGGUCGGUCACUUGCGAAUCCAUCGCACAGAGACUGGCGAACCAGUGUCUGGAGCACCAACCUACACCCACCGCACUCACCUCCACUGCCCACACUGCCCUCGCACCUUCACGCAUCGCAUGGGUCUAUUCGGCCACAUGCGCAUCCACGACGACCUGCGGUAG